Messenger RNA from Paramisgurnus dabryanus, 11803 nucleotides. NCBI's taxonomy places the organism in Eukaryota, Metazoa, Chordata, Actinopteri, Cypriniformes, Cobitidae. The record is from RefSeq and is a predicted model, not a curated record.
GGGGUGGACAGACACACACUACACUACAAAACACUUUACUAUACUUCUACCUGUAAGAGGCCACUCACCUGCACUCUCUGUCCUAUCAUACACUCGAGCGCACACGCCUCAUCGCUGGAGCAGAGAUGCUGUGGGCCGCUGCCAAGGGUGCCCUCGUGUGUGCCCUCAUGGCUCUGGUGUCGGGGGGCGGCAUGGAUUUGGGAGGCACUCCGGCCAGCUUCUACCCACGCUUCAACCCCUUCUUCUUCCUGUGCACUCACCACGGCGAGUUGGAGGGUCCGACAGGGGCUGAGGGAGGAGGCGAGGUGCUGCUCACCUUUCAGAUAAACGGAAACCCCUCAGCAUACAUCCCAGGACAAGAGUAUCAAGUGACAAUUUCUACCAGUACAUACUUUGAUGGGCUGUUGGUCACAGGUCUCUACACGUCCACCACUGUCCAGUCAUCUGCAAUCCCAGCAUCCUCAGCUUUUGGGUUUGGUGUAAUGUCAGACAGGCAGUUUGGGACUCAGUUUGUGUGCAGCAUUGUGGCAUCACACGUCAGUCACCUGCCGUCCACCAGCCUGAGCUUCAUCUGGAUUGCCCCUCCACCCGGCACAGGCUGUGUCAACUUUAUGGCCACAGCAACGCAUCGAGGACAGAUCAUCUUCAAGGAUGCUCUGGCUCAGCAACUCUGUGAACAGGGAGCUCCCACCGAGUCUCCAAUGCGACCCAGUCUAGCUGUGAUUCAUGGUGAUUAUGCUGUUCUCCGUGACGAUUUUGAGGAUAACACACAAGAAGAGCUUAAUCUAGAAAUCUGGUCAGACUGCAGUAAUUGUGAAGUUGGAGAGCAGUGUGGUGCACUGAUGCAUGGAAAAGCAGUGGUGUUCUGUGAGCCUUUUGGACAAAGGGAACUGACUACAGUGGCUCUCAACACAAGCACAGCUUCAAUGCUGCAGUUUGCUUUGGGAUCUGGUUCCUGCCGGUUCAGUUACUCAGACCCUAAUAUAAUUGUCUCCUGCGGUCUGAACAACUCUGAUAACUGGAACAUUUUGGAAAAGAUCAGAGCUCCCACUAACAGCAGCACAGUGGUCCAUCUUUUACCAUUGCUUCCAGUGUGUAAAGGGGAGGCUAUGCAUCUGCGCUGGAGUCAGGAGUCACCUGUGGGACUCGAUGGUUACGAGUCUUGCUGGGGUCUGGAUAACAUAGUCGUGGUGAACGCAGCCCACCGACCCCCUCUGCUGGAGGAUGACUUCGACCCUCUGGACACAGCCAACUGGCUCUUCUUCCCAGGGGCUACAGUAAAGCAUGCCUGUCAGUCAGAGGGAAACUCCUUGUACUUUCAUGGUGGAGAGGGAUUUGAACAUAGUUUUGCUGCUACGUGUGAUUUGGACCUGCACAGAGAGGAGGGGCGCAGUUAUUGGGAGGAGGACUUUGAGGGUCCACUCAGUGGAUGGGACAUGGAAGGUGCAGUGUAUGGAACUCAGUGUGGAGAGAUUGAAUCAGGUUCAGCACUUGUAUUUCUCAGAGAUGGCCAGAGGAAGGUGUGUACUCCAUAUCUGAACACAACCUUCUACGGCAACCUGCGAUUCCACUUUACAAUGGGUGGUGGAGGGUGCGACCCUGGAGAAUCCAACAAGAAUAAUGUUGUACUGUUUGGCCGGUCAGAGGGAAACAAAGAUCAUGUGCUUUUGGACAUACUUCCAUACUCAGCCUACAGGACUCCUACAGUUGUAUCAGUCAGCUUGCCCACAGAGCUACAGACUCCAGCUACUCAGUUUUGUUUCGAACAGAAGAGCCACGGUGGUGCCAAGCGUCAUGUUUGGGCUUUGGACUUUCUUCAGCUGCUACCUGUGCUUCCUGGUGCAAACACACACCUGGUGCAGUUUUCAGUCAACCUAGGAUGUGGUGCAUAUCAGCCAGCCAACAGCAUCAACCUUGAGUUCUCAACCAAUCAUGGUCGCUCCUGGUCACUCCUUCGUACUGAGUGUCUUCCUGAUCUGUGUGCUGGGUCACAUUUCCCACACAGCAGUGUCUACUCAUCAGAGAACUACAGCGGUUGGACAAGGAUCACAGUUCCCCUGCCAAAUGCUGCCCUCACAGAAAGCACACGCUUCCGCUGGAGACAGGCCACUGUAGGAAUGAACAACAUGUGGGUCAUUGACAACGUUUAUAUUGGUCCAUCCUGUCUGCGCUUCUGCUCUGGUAGAGGACACUGUACACGCAAAGGCUGCAAGUGUGACCCAGGAUUCAAUGGCCCAGCAUGUGAGCUUGCUUCUCAGACCUUCCCUGCGUUUCUGUCAGAGAGUUUCUCAAGCGUCAGACUGUCAUCCUAUCACACCUUCUCAUCAUUGCGAGGAGCAGAGGUCAGCUUCGCCUGUGGGGUUUUAGCCAGUGGGAAGGCGUUGGUCUUUAAUAAAGACAGCAGAAGACACAUCAUUACAGCCCCAUUAGACAGCUCACAGGCCAGGUAUCUUCAGUUUACACUGAGAUUAGGAAGUAAAAGCAUCUUGAGUUCAUGUCCUGCUCCAGAUCAGCCAGGAGAGGGUGUCCUUCUGCACUACUCUUCAGAUAAUGGUGUUACCUGGAAACUUCUGCAGCAUUAUGCUUAUCAGGGCUUCCAUGAGCCGAGGAUUGUUUCUGUGGAACUUCCUCCUGGGGCCCGUACAUUUGGGGUCCAGUUUCGCUGGUGGCAGCCGUACCAUUCCGGGCGUGGCCAGGAUGUUUGGGCUCUUGAUGAGAUCAGCAUGACCUCUGUACUUUUCAACAUCAUCAGCCUGGACUUCAGCAAUGUGUUAGAUGUUACUCAAAGUCUAGGCUUCUAUCUGGGGAACAUACAGCCAUACUGUCAGCAAGACUGGACUCUAAGUUUCUCAGGCGAUCAUGGCACAGCCUCCAGCAUUCGCUAUGUGGAAACACAGUCCAUGCAGAUCGGAGCCUCCUAUAUGAUUCAGUUCUCUUUGGUCAUGGGCUGUGGACGUGAGCCGUCCCCUAACAUUGACACUCAGGUUCGGCUGGAAUUUUCCACCAAUCAUGGCUUGACUUGGCAUCUUGUCAAAGAGGCCUGUCUCCCUGGAAUGCCAAGCUGCUCAGAGUUUACCGCUUCCAGUGUGUACCACCCCUCUGAAUUCACAGACUGGAGACGGAUCACACUUCCGCUCCCAUAUAAAACCUGGUCAAGUGCAACACGCUUCCGAUGGAUUCAAAAUUACUACCAGGAACAGGAUGAGUGGGCAUUAGAUGACAUAUACAUCGGACAACAGUGCCCUCAGAUGUGCCGCGGACAUGGCUGGUGUGACCAUGGACACUGCAGGUGCGAUGAAGGUUUCACUGGUUCAGACUGCCAGCCAUUUUCCACUUUAUCCUCCAGUGUACUCUCUGACUUUGAGUCCCAGAACACACUGAUGUCAACAUGGCUGGAAGUGACUGGUGGACAUAUAGUGCCCCCUGACCAGGGCUGUGGGGUUGUUUCUUCUGGAUCCUCUCUGUACUUUAGUAAGGCUGGGCUAAGGCAGCUAGUGAGCUUGGACUUGGACACUGAGUGGGCAGAGUUUGUGCAGUUCUAUCUGCGGAUGGGUGGAGAUUGGGCAGAGUGUAAUCAAGCAGACAGCCGAGAGGAGGGACUUCUGCUGCAAUACAGCAAUGAUGGUGGAAUCAGCUGGGGUCUGAUAGCUGAGAUGUACUACACUGACUUCACCAAGCCGAGAUUUGUUCAUUAUGAACUUCCACCGGCUUCAAAAACACCGUGCACCCGUUUCCGCUGGUGGCAACCCCUACACUCAGGUGAGGGCUAUGAUCAAUGGGCCAUCGAUGAUGUCAUCAUCCUGUCUGAAAGGGAGAAGCAUGUCAUCCCGAUGGCCAAUCCUACGCUUCCCCAGAACUUCUAUGAGAAACCAGCAUUCGAUCAUCCACUGAACCAGAUGGGCGUGUGGCUGAUGCUGGGAAAUGAGGGAAUGGACAAGGAUCGGAAUGGGAGUUUCUGUGCACCUACGCCCUCUGCAAUAGUGUUUGGGCGCUCUGAUGGUGACCGCAUGGCUGUGACUCGAGAUCUAUCUCUCCGUCCUGGCUACACACUGCAGUUCAAGCUGAAUAUUGGCUGUGAGUCAGUCUUCAGUGCAUCUGCUCCUGUACUGCUUCAGUACUCGCAUGACGCCGGGCGCACAUGGACUCUGGUGCAGGAGGGCUGUUACCCAGCAUCACCUGUGGCAACAAACUGUGAGGGCAGUGGAAGGGAACUAAGAGAGUCCACUAUUUACAACACUGGAGACUAUGAGCGCUGGACCAGGAUUACUGUUAUAUUACCACGAAUUGUAGCUGCAAGUAAGACACGUUUUCGGUGGUUCCAGGAGAGCAGCGUCUACCGGGACGUACCAGCAUUUGCACUGGAUGGCGUCUACAUCUCAGAGCCCUGUCCAAAUCAUUGUGGGGGUCAUGGAGACUGUAUUUCAGGGGUCUGUUUCUGUGAUAUGGGAUAUACAGUUGAGGUUGAUCACUCGAGUUGUGUGCUAUCUUCACCGAGUCCCACUGAACUGGUCGAGGACUUUGAAGGUAAACUGAAUGCACUGUGGCAAAGCUUGAGUGGGGGGCAGAUUGGGGAUGGCUGUGGCACCAUUGGUGAAGGUAAAGCCCUUUACUUCAGCAGCCCUGGCAGACGAGAAGCCCGAACCGUGCCCCUGGAUACCACCAACACUCGUUUGGUUCAGUUCUACAUUCGGAUCGGAGGGAAGAACAUGGGAUCAGCAUGUACUCGACCACGCUCUCGCAAUGAAGGUGUGAUCGUCCAGUUUUCCACAAACAAUGGUGUUCAGUGGCAGCUCUUACGAGAGCUGGAUUUUGCGUCUUUCCUGGAACCUCAGGUAGUGACCAUCGAGCUGCCCCCUGCGGCAAAGAUGCCACACACCGUGUUUCGCUGGUGGCAACCACAGCAGGGUAAACACUCUGCCCAGUGGGGUCUGGAUAGUAUUCUCAUCGGAAUGAACGACAGUGCCAGAAAUGGAUUUCUUGACACAUUUGAUGGGACGUCUCCAUUAAGACAAAACUGGUAUCGAGUUGUUGGUGCGGAAAUCACAACAGAUUGUCAGAGUCGAGACUCUGUGUUAAAGUUCAACUCUGAGCUUAUGAACAAGAGGCCGCGUUACGCUGAGAGUUGGGAUUUCGAGGUGUCCGGCUCUUCGUUCCUUCAGUUUGAUCUGAGUAUGGGCUGCAGUAAGGCUGUGUCUCCAGCCCAUGGUGUUCAUUUAGAGUUCUCCACAGACUCCGGUAGACACUGGACCCUCAUUACACCUGAAUGUGUGCCGCCAGCCAUUGGCUGCUCUGGAUACUCACAGAGAUCUGUGUACAGUACACCUCAGUACCUGUACUGGAGGAGGGUCACUGCCUAUCUUCCAAGUGCAGCCAUCUCACCCAGAACAAGGUUUCGCUGGAUUCAACCUCAGUUUGCCCCUGGAGCAGACGGUUGGGCUCUGGACAAUGUGCUGCUUACCCCUGGCUGCCCGUGGAUGUGCUCAGGACAUGGACUGUGCGACAACGGACACUGCAUUUGUGACUCUGGCUAUGGCGGUGCUCAUUGUGUGCCUCUAGUUCCUCUGCCAUCUGUUCUGAAGGAAGAUUUCAAUGAGAACUUAAAGCCGGAAAUCUGGCCAGAAGUGUACGGGGCAGAGAGGGGCACGCUGAGCGGAGAGCCUCUAAAAUCAGGAUCAGCACUCAUCUUUAAAGGGGAGGGACUGCGUAUGCUGGUUUCAACAGAUUUAGACUGCACUAACACAAUGUACAUCCAAUUUACAUUCAAGUUCAUUACAAAGGGAGUACCUGAGCGUUCUCACUCUGUGUUGCUGCAGUAUUCAGUGAAUGGAGGAAUCAGCUGGCUGCUCAUGGAUGAGUUUUACUUUCCCACUUCCACCAACACCCUGUUUGUUCACACAGCUUUACCCCAGAGUGCACAGACAAAUGCUACACGAUUUAGACUAUGGCAGCCUUACAACAGUGGUAAAAAGGAAGAAGUGUGGGUGAUUGAUAACCUAAUCAUAGAUGGAAACAGGGCUAAUACCUUACCAGUUAUAUUUGAAAGUUUUGAGGGUGGGGCUGAUGUGGGAAACUGGCUGUUUUAUCCUGGAGGCAACACUGGAUUCUACUGUCCAUACCAGAGAGAGGGCCUGGAGGAUGACUCUGCAAUGGUGUUUAUGUCCAGCGAACUGGGUGAACACUCUAUUACCACCAGAGAUAUUGAUGUAAACGAGAACACUGUCAUUCAGUUUGAGAUUAAUGUGGGCUGCACAACUGACAGCUCCUCCCUAAACCCUGUUCAUCUGGAGUUCUCAAGAGACUUCGGAGCCACAUGGCAUCUGUUAGUUCCUCUGUGUGCUGGGGGACCAAGGCUUAGCUCUCUUUGUUCUACUGAGCUCCACCCUGCCAGCAUCUACUACCCAGGUACCACUCAGGGCUGGAAGAGAGAAGUUAUCCACUUUGGCAAGCUGCGAUUGUGUGGCUCAGUGAGGUUCCGCUGGUACCAGGGAUUUUAUUCUGGUGGCAUGAUCCCACCUACCUGGGCUCUGGACAGCAUUUAUAUUGGCCCUCAGUGCCAGAACAUGUGUCAUGGCCAUGGUACAUGUGUUCGGGGCACUCAUUGUAACUGUGAUCCGGGAUACUCUGGAGCAGACUGCUCUGUCCCAGAUAUGCCAAAUCCAGAUUUCCUGAAGGAGGAUUUUGAAGGUGGUGUUUUAGAAUCAGAGCAUUUCAAGUUGAGGAGUGGAGGAAAACCUUCCAGAAAGUGUGGCAUCACCACCAGCGGGAAUCACCUGUUCUUUAGCGACGAUGGUUUGCGUAUGCUAGAAACUUUAGAUCUGGACCUGUCAAAUGCCAGGUUUGUCCAGUUUUUUUUGAGACUGGGAUGUGGGAAAGCCACCCCUGAUCCACGCUCUCAGCCUGUGCUCCUGCAGUUUUCUGUGAAUGGAGGCCUGAGCUGGACUCUUCUUCAGGAAUUCCUGUACAGCAACAACAGUAACCAAGCACACCUGGUAGCUCUCGAGAUCCCUCUCAAAGCCCGUACUCCAGCAACACGCCUGCGCUGGUGGCAGCCAUCUGAGAACGGCCAUUUCCAUAGUCCAUGGGUUAUUGAUAAAUUAGUUGUGGGCGGCAGUGCCAGUGGUUGGGGGCCAUUAGAGGAUGACUUUUCUUCUACAAACAGCCGUUCUUGGCUGCUGCACCCCGGUGGCACACGAAUGCCAGUGUGUGGCUCUGAUGGUGAAGCUUUCGCAUUCAUCGAGAAGUCGAGCACGCGCUAUGCCAUCACCACAGACAUCAGUUUGGGCCCGGACGCCUUUAUCCAGUUUGAGUUCUCUGCUUCCUGCUCCGUCACAUCCUCCUGUUACACAAUAGAGCUGGAAUACUCAUUAGAUCUGGGUCUCACAUGGUUGCCGCUGGUGAGUGAUUGUUUACCUAUGAGUCCUGACUGCUCCACCUACACGCUCCAGAGACUGCUGGUGUCCGAUACUUAUAACAAGUGGGGAAGAGUUACUCUACCCAUACCAGCACAUGCCAGGUCUACGGCCACACGAUUCCGCUGGUUCCAGCCGGCGCCGUUUGAUAAACAGCAAACGUGGGCUCUGGAUAACCUGUAUAUCGGCGAAGGCUGUCCUGAAAUGUGUUCCGGACAUGGGUUGUGCAGACGGAGCUCCUGCAUAUGUGACCCCGAGUGGGGUGGUGAGAUCUGCGACGAGCCUCUGCUCUUUCUGGCCACGCAGCUAAAGGACAGUUUCAGUCGAGCCCCAGCACUUAAUCACUGGCACUUGCUGACCGGCGGCAAGAUCAGCACAGUGUGUGGGGUUGUGGCCUCAGGAUCAGCCCUGCACUUCAGCGGGAGCUGCUCUCGGCAGCUGGUCACAGUGGAUUUGAAUCUGACCAGUGCUGAAUUCAUUCAGUUCUACUUCAUGUACGGCUGCAUGAUGGCACCCAGCGGUCGCAGUCAGAGUGUUCUUCUGGAGUUCAGUGUGAAUGCUGGAAUCAGCUGGAAUCUGCUGACUGAGAUCUUCUAUGACCAGUACCGCAAACCUGAGUUUCUAAAUGUUCUGCUGCCCCCAGCGGCCCGGGCAGUAGGUGUUCGGAUUCGUUGGUGGCAACCUCAGCAUGACGGGGCUGAUCGUAGUGAUUGGGCCAUGGAUAACGUUCUGAUCUCUGGGUCAGACGCUCAUGCUCAGAUCUCUGACACCUUUAGUGGAGCAGCGCUGCCCAGUCAUGAGAGAGCACCUGCUGACGGCACUUACACCCAACACAGCAGCUCAUUUACUGACCACGAGGAGACCAUCGUGAGCGAUCACUGGCUCUUCUCUGAAGAUUGCUCUGUCAAGCGCUUCUGCAACUCUCCAGAUGGGGUUAUGGCAUGUGGUGGCACCGAUGGACAGGAAGUUGAUGUUGUCACACAUGACAUUGUUCCUGCCAAAGGCUGGGUCAUGCAGUUUAAGAUAGCAGUUGGCUGCAGUGUACCUGAGAGGCCUGUGGAGAGACAGGUUCACGUGCAGUACUCUGUGAACUUCGGCGUGACUUGGAAGUACCUGGUCCCACAGUGUUUACCUGCAGAUCCGCGCUGUGCCGGACAAGUGUCGCAGCCGUCUGUUUUCUUUCCCGCUGACGGAUGGAAGCGAGCCAUCUACCCUCUACCGGACAGUCUUGCAGACACUACGGUCCGCUUCCGCUUCUAUCAGAGGCAUUCAGAUUUGCAUUGGGCAGUGGAGAAUUUUUAUAUUGGUCCUGCUUGUGAAAACCACUGCGGAGGUCACGGAGACUGUCUGGACCAACAAUGCCGGUGUGACCCAGGAUUCACUGGACCCAAGUGCUACGCUAGCAAAAUUUUCAAGCAGGCAUCACUGAAGGAGCGCUUUGACUGGGAUGGAGCCCGUGGAGCACAGUGGGAGCUGUUGGAGGGUGGUUAUCCCUGCACCGACUGUGGGGUGCUGGUGGAAGGGACUGCUUUGUAUUUUAAUGGGGCAGACGCCAGGCAGGCAGUAACUAAAGAUCUGGACUUGCGUGGGGCAAAAUUUGUGGAGUACUGGGCAAAAAUUGGCAGUGAAGAGAAUAUUACUCUGUGUCACCGCCCCACAUGUCGAAAAGAGGGUGUGUUACUGGAUUAUUCUAUUGAUGGAGGUGUGUCUUGGACUUUGCUCCAUGAGAUGGACUAUCAGAAGUAUGCAUCAGUGAGGAGAGAUUACAUUGUGUUGCCUGAGAGAGCUCUAACCAACGGCACACGCCUGCGUUGGUGGCAGCCGUUCUCACUGUCAUCAGGCCUGGUCAUGCCGAGUGUGGAGCGCGCUCAGUGGGCCUUAGACAACAUCCUAGUGGGAGGAUCUGACAUUAACCCCAGCACUCUACUGGACACUUUUGAUGAUGAGGGUGUAUCUCAUGAAGAGAGCUGGAGCUUCUAUCCCAAUGCCGUUCGCACAGCUGGGUUCUGUGGAAACCCGUCUUUCCAUUUGUAUUGGCCAAACAAAAACCUGGACGGAUCUCACAACAUCCUGGCAACCCGCGAACUGAUCGUUCAGCCUGGAUACAUCUUGCAGUUCAAGAUUGUGGUCGGCUGUGAAGCAGACAGAUGUGAUGACCAUCAUUCUGUACUUUUACAGUACAGGAGGGAUGCCAGGUCAGAUGUGUGGCAGUUAGUCCAAUCUGCCUGUCUGCCAUCCUCCAUUAACAAUGUAGGCUGCUCACCUUUUCAGUUUCACGAGUCCUCCAUCUACAGUCCAGUCAACAGUUCAGCAUGGACCAGAGUCACUAUUCAACUGCCUGACCACGUUUCCUCAGGCGCAACACAGUUUCGCUGGAUUCAGCAGGAGGCCACUGGUGAGCGCUACAGCUGGGCCGUGGACCACGUCUACAUCGGGGAAGCGUGUCCGGGAUUGUGCAGCGGUCAUGGCUACUGUACAAGUGGAUCUGUCUGUAUAUGUGAUGAGGGAUAUCAUGGUGAUGACUGCUCUUUGUCCAGCAGCGACCUGCCCAGCUCCAUAAAAGACAACUUUGAGUCUGGUUCGGUGUCCCAGGAGAGCUGGAGUUUGAUUCAGGGUGGCGGGGUCAGCAGCGGCUGCGGUCAGCUUUCUCCUCAUGCUCAUGGGGAUUCACUGUACUUUAAUGGCUGCGACACCAGACAAGCCAUCACUAGACUUCUAGACCUGACCCGUGCCAGUAAGAUCAUGUUCGUACUGCAGAUAGGCAGUCUGUCUCAAACAGACAGCUGUAAUACUGCCCUGGAUCAGGCGGAUACAGUCGACCGGGCCGUACUGCUCCAGUACAGCGUCAAUAACGGAGUUAGCUGGCAUGUCAUUGCACAGCAUCAGCCAAAAGAUUUCAUCAAGGCUCAGAGAGUCUCCUACAACAUCCCACUUGAAGCUCGUGUGAGAGGUGUGCUGUUACGAUGGUGGCAGCCGCGACAUGACGGUGCAGGUCGUGACCAGUGGGCUCUGGACCAUGUGGAAGUCAUUCUGUCAGGGUACUCUCAAGCCCAAACCAUUGUGCAAGCCAGCAGCAGUCCCAUCCUGCAUCUUAUAACCGUUCCUUUCUUCUGUAUUCUGCUCCCUAUGGCAUGGCUGUAGUGUCAGUACCCGUAAACAAAACUACAUGAUGAACUACUCGAGACAAACUGGUCUACACCACUACUACAACAGGAAAAGGCGGGCAUUGCGAACCUAAACCACCUGCCGAUUGCACAUCAUUCUGUACGCUACAGUACGCUUUCCAUGAUGAAUAAACACCAUGUCAGGUCACUACUGUCAGCAUAUGGCCAUUCUCUCCCAUCUGAACUAUACAUGGACCAUCUAGUCCCAUUUCUAGCCAAUCAAUGCCUUCCCAGAGCAGUGUGAUGGGAAAGACGAAGCACCUAAUUAUAUGGUAAUUUUUAAUAUACUGUACUCUUAAAGAACUGCAGUUUAUUAUUAUUGUUAUAUUAUUUGAACUCUCCUGAUGUGAACUCUUUCAAGAACGCGCUCUUAAAUUCACCUCACCCUCUACCACACUGUGAACAUUAUUCUGAUGGUUAUGAUGAUGACCGUUAAGUUCGGGAGUAAGACCACAGAAGUGAACAGAUGAAGAAUUCACGCUGAAGCCAUUUUAACAAGGAAGAUAAUGACAAUGUGUUUUGCUGUUGUGUGUUUGUGGGUUUGUUCUGUGAUGCAUUGAUUGUGGUGUUCCAAUCAACGUGUUAGUUUUAUACUGACUUGUAUCUUCAGGCUUUUGUCAUUUUUCUUUUGUGAGACAAGACACUUGGCCUGGAAAAGCAAAGAAACAAAGUCAGAGACAAAAAAGACACACAAAAAAACCAAUUUAAAAGAGACUAAAAACUAACAAUGUUUGUUGUUGCUGAUAAAUCACUUUUUAUAUAUCUUGGUUACUUAAAAAUAUUUAUGGUAAAUGGUCCUGUACUUAAUCUAUUUAAAAUACACCAUGCGUGAAUUUUUUUUUUUUUUUUCAUUUUAAGUUAUUAGGCCAGAGGUGGGCAGUACUGGUCCUGAAGGGCCCAUGUCAUACAAAGUUUAGCUCCAACUCAAACACAACUGGAAAAGCAAAUCAAAGUCCUCAAAAUUAUUUGGAAAUGACAUGUUUGAGUAAGGCAGUAGAGCUAAACUCUACAGGACAGUGACCCUUGCGAUUGGAAUUGUCCACCCCUGUAUUAGGCAAAGAUAAGGUUCUUGUUUGUAAACAACACCCUACCAUCUACAUUGUGUGUCCUCCCACUGUGCUGUUACCCACCUUUUGUUUGAUACCUGUUAUGAUGUUUUCCUCUCCCCUUGGUGUAGCUCUCCACCACCACCUAUAUAUAUAUAUAUAUAUAUAUAUAUAUAUAUAUAUA